Molecule: messenger RNA, 5146 nt
Organism: Pseudomyrmex gracilis
Lineage: Eukaryota; Metazoa; Arthropoda; Insecta; Hymenoptera; Formicidae
Gene: RhoGAP1A
Product: active breakpoint cluster region-related protein
Exons: 13
Coding region: 402-3707 (1101 amino acids)
Biological process (GO): intracellular signal transduction; positive regulation of GTPase activity
Cellular component (GO): membrane
Molecular function (GO): GTPase activator activity; guanyl-nucleotide exchange factor activity
Source: RefSeq, a predicted model, not a curated record
GCGGAAAAGUGAUUACACAUUCUCUUAUGGACCUGGCCGCUCUCAGACUUCUCUCUGCUUGUGUCGACAAAAUGACAGCGGUUGUAUGACGACGCUUGGCUGGCUGGCUACGCCGUUGCCUGUCCGCGCAAGGACAACAACACGACGGAAACACACGGGUGAACGUUUCGUCACGUAGCCGAGUAAGUGUGUCGAGUGCGCGAGACUUGACAUCAUCGUCGUCGGUGCCGCGCCCCCGUGCGAUGCGCACGACGGCACUGUGAAGUGAAAGUGACACAUUGGGUGUAGCAGUGGUGGAUAGGGUUUGAUGGUGGAAGUUAGGUCCUGGAGAAAGACAGGGAAGGCGGAGUCACCGACGAGGAGAGUACCGUGUUGCCCGCCGCGCGUCCGCGUUCGCUGGCAUGAGCGUGUUCGGGGACUUUCAGCGUGUCUGGGUGCAGCGAUUCCCGGACAGCGCCUUGCCGGCCGCCUGGGAGGAGGACGUUCGCGCGAACCUUGUUAGGCACAAGCAAAAGGUAACGGCUUUAAGAGAGGAACUUGAAAAGGAAGAGUUUUACGUCGAGUAUUUGGAAAGAUUACUCGCCGAUGUUGAGCGACACAAGCAGCUGGCAAACAACACCAAUGCAAGCAGCGCGAACACAUCUGACAUUCAACAACAACAGCAACAAACGGGAUCGCAGUUGCAACAGGAUGGCACGCAAGUGUCGUCGGAAAACAAUCUGGUUGAUUCUUCAAACUCGCAAAAUUAUCAGAAUCUCAAACCGACAGCUCCCACCCUGACGGAACGUGAGGACAUCAGCAAAUUUCAAGACAAGUGCGUGUCGGAAUUGAGUUCAACUCUCGGCACGGCCAGCAAGAGGCCGAAGAGCGAGAUACCGAAAAGUCCCGAGAAAGUGCCUGAACUUAGGAGAAACAGUGAUCCGGAUGUGCCAAGUAAUUAUGUCACGGUAAUCGAAGUUACCGGGAGCUCAAAGAAAGACAAGAACGAGGAAUCUCUCAAGGAAGAAGACGAGAAAGACAUAGAAAAAGCAGGCACCGAAGACAGCGAGGAAGGUGAUGCGGAAGCGUCCGAGGAAGAACCUUAUUACGAUUCGGUGGCCUUGGAUCAAACAGGAGAAUAUGUGUACAUAGACGCGCGUGUUCCCGCUGUCAAUAGCAGCAAUGGUAGCAAAGCCGCGGUUCGAAGACCACCCUCAUUGCCAGACUCGCCGGGCAAUCAGAGUAAUUAUGUCAACAUCGAUUAUUUUAUACAACACAGAGCAGCGAUGGAUAGCGAAGACGAAGAAGGUGCCAGUCCGGCGCCGCCGAUCUUGCUGCGGGCUCUCAGCACGGACAACGAAACCGGCAGCAGUGACGCCGAACCGUUGAGUUUGAGCGAGGGUAGUUUGGAGUCACCGACCCCGACGACGCCUCGCAGACAAGAAAAGAGCAAAGACCGCGAGGAUGACAGAACGUCGAUGGUCAAGUGUAUUGUAAAUUCAGUAGUCGAGAGCGAGGCUGUAUAUGUAGAGUGUUUAACUGUGAUGUUACAAUAUAUGAAAGCUAUUAGGGCAACUUUGACGACGUCUCAACCGGUCAUUUCGGAAGAGGAAUUUGGGACGAUGUUUUACAAGAUUCCGGAACUUCAUGCUCUUCAUCAGACGUUUCUGGACGAUCUGCGGAAGAAAGCGGAAAAGUGGGACAACAAGACCACUAUAGGAGAACAAUUUAAGAUUAUGGCCAGUAAUAUAGGAUUAUACGGUGCGUUUUUGCACAAUUAUGCUCGCGCGACCGAUACCGUGCGGCGAUGUUCCGCCCAUUCUACUCAAUUCGGAGAGAUAACUAGAGACAUAAGACUCCGGGGUUUUCCAAAGGGUCCGGGUUUGUCGCUGGAGGAUCUGUUGCACAAGCCAGUUGCCCGAGUACAAAAGAACGCUCUGGUUUUACACGAUCUUCUCAAACACACGCCAGUCAAUCAUGCGGAUCACGCGCCUCUCUCGGAAGCACUGGCUAUGACCAGGAACUUCUUAGACGAAUUCAAUAUCAUUCAGACGAAAUCCAUGUUUCCGAGUCACGACAGAGCUCAACGAAGAUUGGUGAAGAAUUCGUUCGUGGUCGAGCUCUCUGACGGUCACAGAAAGUUGCGACACCUAUUUCUUUUUAACGACGUGAUCGCAUGCGCGAAGUAUAAAGCAUCCGGGAGGGACAAGUUCACGUUCGAGUUGAAGUGGUACGUGCCGAUAGCGGAAGCCGCUGUCACCGAAGAUGGUAUAGAGCCGCGCGAGGCUAGCCCCGCCAAUGUGGUAGCUUUAAGGUCACAAGCGUGUACAGUUCGCGAUCAGAUAUUAUGGGAGGAGAGGAACGAGGAGAAACGAAUCCGAUUGGGUGGCAGAGGCUCGGAGAAGAAUCGUAAGAAGCUCGCCGAGCUUGAGGCCCAACUGGUAUUAGCUUCGCCGAACUUGGUCCUGCGUGUCGCGCACAAGAAUCAGCAGAAUCGCGUACAGAAUUCCUACACCUUCUUUCUUUCCAGUGAGUUUGAGCGUUCUCAAUGGGUGGAAGCGGUGGAAGCGUUACAGCAGGGUGGACAACCUCCGGGACAGUUACCUUUGACAAUGUACGAAUUGCAAGCCUGGGUUACUGCUUGUCGGACUUAUCUACAAACUGAUAUGGGCAGCUACCUAUUAAGAUCGGGACGCGAUGAGAGCUUGUUAUUGGGUGAUCUUCAUUUGACACUGCUCGGACUUACUCCGCCAGGCUUAGACAGGGUUGGCGAUCUCUAUAUUAUUGUAGAAGUCGACAGCUAUGGACACUAUUUUAAGAGGGCGCGGAGUCGUGUUGUCAGAGGUCAAGCUCCAUUGUGGGGUGAAACUUUUGUGGUUGAGUUAGAAGGGAGUCAGAACGUCAGGAUUCUGCUAUAUGAAGAGUGCGGUACGCGCUCAGUACUACGAGGCAAGUGUAUCCAACGGUUGAGCAGAUCUUGGCUGCAAUCCGACCAAGUGGAGAGAUCUCUGAACUUGGGACCUGCAACGUUGGACGUGGCGUUGCGAUUUGUUCCGAGUGAAGUCACUCUGAGGCGAGUACCCUCGGCCAAACCGCAGGGCUUAUUCGGCGCCAAAAUUCAACAAGUGUGCAAACGAGAGAAACGCGAUGUGCCUUUUAUAAUCACGGCAUGUGUGCGAGAGGUAGAGAGACGGGGCGUCGGCGAGGUAGGCUUGUAUCGUGUUUCCGGUUCGGCGUCUGACGUGGCGAAACUGCGCAAAUCGUUCGAGAGCAAUUCGUACGAAGCGGAACAGCUUCUCAAAGAGGUGGACGUGCAUUCGGUGACGGGCGUGCUGAAGCUGUACUUGCGUGAGAUGCCAGAAGCGUUGUUUACAGACGCUCUCUAUCCGUCGUUCCUGGAAGCCUUUCAGACGGGCGAUUUGUCACGAGGUGCCUCUCUGCGCCGUGUUUACGAGAGUUUGCCCGCCGUCAACAAAGCGGUGAUCGAUUUUCUGCUGGCGCAUCUAGCACGCGUUAACAAACACGAGGCACAAAACAAAAUGUCACUGCACAACCUGGCCACGGUGUUCGGUCCUACGUUGCUGCGACCGGGCACCAGCAACUCGCGCAGCGACGCCAAAAGCCGCGAUCCACUCGCUGCCGGCACUGUCGACGUAAUGGCCCAAGCCGGCAUACUCUACUGCUUCCUGCAGUUACACAUGCAACAACAGAACAAUCAAUCGCUCUAGUCCCCUGUUCCUGAAUGUGAUUAACGUUGCCGUUAAUGCUCGAUUUCGCAGUCGGUAGACAAGCGGCAACAAAAACGCGGCAACUUCCUCCCUCAAAUUCCAAAAAAAACAAUAUGGUAGUGUCUGAAGGAUAAUUCGAUUAAAUAACGUAUAGAUUUAAUAACAAAGUAAGUAAAAAAAUAUAUAUUAUUUUUCCUGAGUUGUUUUUUUAAAUUCGUUUAUGCGAUGAGAUUUUCUCAAUCGCCAUAACGGAUAAUAAUUAUUAUCAGUAUUACGUUAUCAGUUGACAAAUCUAGACAAAUACACAAAUCCUUUAAAAACGUUUUUUUUGUGCAACUGAAGUUUUUUUAAACAGUGAUGAGAAGCGCAUAAUAUUUUUAAAAUGUUGAACAAAUGAUACUUUUAAUUGUGUUGAUCAAUUACGAUUUUAAUUAAUUUGAGAGAAAUUAGUCGCUAAUGUGUCCGUCUUUCAGACCUAUCUAUCCGAUCUCUUUCGUAUAUUCGUACGAACUGGCACGGUAAUCAAUUUCUCUUUUCUAAUACACAUUAGUUUUCACGCGACGUAUAAACUUUUCGCAAUGCUGAGCUUGAAAAUAUAUUACGCGAAUAGACCGGCUUUGAUAAUAAAAAAAAAAAAUAAAUAAAAAGUCCUCCGUACAAGGUUGGAACUUCCUUUGUAUUCGUGCAAAGCAACAUAGCGAAGCUACUCUUAUAGAAAACAUAUAUAAAACGUAAUAACGAUAAUAUAUAUAUAUACAUAUAUCUUUUUACUUUUGAAGUCAUAAUAUAUUUUCUACUCUGUAUUGUCCGUGCGCGAAGACGUGGCUGUUUGUCGCGCAAACAAAUCGACCGACGAGAUUUCCGCGAAGAACGAAGACAAGAUGAGAUGCGUGUGAAGAGAUACAGAAAUUUCAGGUGCGAAAUUGGCCAAAGAGAAUUUUUAACGUAGAUUAUAGAACCAAAGGAAAAGUGAAUUAAAGUUGACGAAAAGAGAAUUUUUAUAUUUAUUAUAACGUUAUGCGCUAUAAAGAGAAUAUCUUAAAAACUUCUUAAAAAAAGAAAAAAAAAAGAGGAAGGAUUUUCUCUCAUAUUAGAUUCUCUCUCAGAAAAAAAAAUAAAUUUUUUACAAAUUGAAAAGAAGUAAAAAUAAAACGCGUGUGUGAUAUGUAUGUGUAUAUAUAUUAUAAUAUAUAUGUAAACAAAUUGAAAUUAAAAUUCGAAAAGCCUGAAAUUUAUGUACUCGAUAAUGCAAUCUGGCCGCGUGUGCUCUAGGAAAUAAGUAACUUUUUCACGUGACGUGUGUUCCUAGCAGAGAAUCUAAAUCUUUUUAUACAAGCUCUUUUUUGUACAUUCGUUGCACAACGUGCAACUUUAUCAUCUUAUUACAAGUUAUAUAUACACGAUAUAACUCUUGUAUACUUGAAAAAAAAAAAAAAAAA